AUAUAGUUAUAUCGUUAUGAUUAUAAAAAAGCUGCCAACUGAAAUACAAUCUCUUUUAAAUGGUUCUUCUAAAAUUAAUAACUACAAAAAUGCUGUCGAAGAAUUGGUCUAUAAUUCACUAGACGCCGAUGCUACUUCGGUUGCCGUGAGAAUUCAUAUCUAUGAGAGUGUCAUACAAGUCAUUGAUAAUGGUUUUGGAAUUGCGAAGUGCGAUAUUCCCCUCUUGGGAGAGAGGUACGCCAGUAGCAAAAUUACCGACAAAUCGUCAUUUAAAAGUGCUCCUGUUAAAUUUGGAUUCCGAGGCGAAUCUUUAUCGAACAUUAUUGAAGUAUCGGAGAGUGUUAAAAUAACAACCAGGCAUAAAGAUAGGGAUGAAACAUGGGUUAAAAUCUUUUAUAAAGGACACCACAAAAAUAGUCAAGUAACUUCAAUGAGACCUUCAAAAGGAACAACAGUAGAAAUUAAAGGGUUUCUCUACAAUUUGCAUAUUCAGAAAAGAGCUACAAAUCCAUUGAAAGAAUUGCAAAAUAUUAAAUUACUUCUACAACAACUGUCACUAGUAAAUACAAAUGUUUCAAUAAGUCUCCGUGAUGACUCUAAAAAUGAAAUCUUAUUUAAAGUACAUAAAAACAGAGAUGUAUAUCAAACUCUAUAUUCAGUAUUUGAAAUAGAUAAAAUAGAUCUCCAAGAAUUACAGAUUGAAAAACAUCAAUAUAAGGCAAUAGGAUUUAUUAGUAAACAAAAUACUAAUAUAAGUUCAUACCAAUGGAUAUAUUUAAAUGGAAGAUUUCUCAAGAAAUGUCAUCUUCAUGAUAUAAUAAACAACAGUUUUAUAAAAAAUAAACAACUUUGUAGAAAUGUGAAGACUAAGAAUAUUUUUCUUGAUUUCGAGAAGAACUUGCAAAAAAAUGAUAUACCCACAUAUUUUAUAUUCAUAACAUGUCCUUAUUUAGACUAUGACAUAAAUAGAGAUUCAACAAAAACAAUUACAGAAUUCAAAAAUUGGAAACAAAUUAGGGAGUUGUUGGAAAAAUUAGUCCAAUUCUACAAAGGUGAUAUAAAAUUGAACAAAUUAGAAGUAUCUCAAACUGAAAGAAAAAACAAAAUCGAAAAUACACGAGAAGAAGUGAGGAAAAUUAUAGAGAAAGUAUUGGGGAAUAAAACUAAAGGUCAUGAAAUAUCACAAUUACGAAAAGGUGUUAAAGGUAAGAUAGUGAAGAAAAAGAAAAAUCUAAAUUCAAGCAGCAAGAAAGGAUUUAAAAAAAUGCAUAAAGUAGGUAAAAAAAUCAAAGAAACUGAUCACAAUCCCAAAGAAAAAUUAUCUGCAUUAAUAGAAGCUCCUAUAAGCAUGAAUUUUCAAGUACCAAUUAAGAAUACUGAAAAUGCAAAUAAUCUUAUUGUUAAGAGAUUCUUUGAAAGUAUUAAAGUAAAGGGAAAAAAUAAACCUAAGCUAAAAAUUGAGCCCAAAAUUCAGCAAAACAAGAAAGAAAAGUCGGUUGAUACUCAUACAAAUAAUCAAGAAUUAGCAGACCUAGGUUACCUCAGUAAUUUUAAGGAAAAUACAUCUUUAGUUAUAGAAGAUACAGCAAAAGAUAACAAUUUACUUGUUGCUCGAAAUAAAAAGACAUCCAUAAAAGAUAUAUCAUUUAAAAGGAAAAGGAAAAAGCAAAAAAUCGAUCCUAUAAUGAAGCAAUACACGCAAGAAACUGCAUUAGAAAUGUAUAGUGAGAAAGUAAAGAAAAAGAAAAGAAAGAUAAAUGAAAUAAAAGAUAAAAAUCCUUGCAUGUUUGAUGCGAAAGGAGAUGCAUCUUUUCUUCAAAAUGAAAAUAAUAUUCAUACAUUCUAUGAGCACAAAUUAGCAUUUAAUGGCAUUACGCCUUUAAAUAGAGUUGGAAAAGAUUACCUAAAAUCAGGUGAUCUUUUAAACACAAUUCUAAAUAGCCAAAAAGUCUAUAGUGAAGAAAAUAUUGUACAAUUCAAAAGGCCUUACAAAAACCAAAAUAAGUUCUAUGAGAAAAGAACACUCCAUCAAAAAAAUUGCAUCCAAUCUAUUGAAAGAGGAAACAAUGAUAUUGUAAAUGAUACAGUCUAUAGAAAUAAUGAUCAAUUUCCCGAUAUUGAUUAUAGUACUUAUAUAAGAAAACAAACUGAUAAUUUGCGAAACAUACAAAAAUGUUUUGAAAACAAAUACAACAAUAUUGAAAGAGAUAUCAUCCACGUCCAAAAUGAAUGGGAACUGACUUCAAAUUUAGACCAAUAUGAUAGGCAUAAUGAUAGAAAUACACACAUUAAUGGAAUAGAAACCAACUUUUCAACAACACAUAUUUACAAAUCGUUUCCUAAACUGACUUUCGAAAGCCAUAAAUAUAAUUUAAAUGAUGCUAUGAUGCGAAAUAAUAAGCUAAAACGAUUUAUUAGUAAGCAAUCUAAAGACAAUUUCAAUCUCCACAAUAAUCAGCACAACAAUGUAACACCAAUUAACAAAUCUCAUUUUAAACAACAUUACAACAACAGAAGUAAAAGAAAAAAAUUAAAUAAAAAUCCUUAUUUAGAGCCAACAAAAAAAGUGCCUUAUUAUGAACAUAAAUCUUCACAUACGAUUGAAUUUUCUACUAAUAUGUACAAUGCCAACAAAAAUACAAGCUUAGAACAAUGGAAGUACAAAAUAACAGGCAAUGUACAAAAUACAUAUACAAUUAUAGACUCAAAUGUAUCAUUAGAUAUAGAAAAUUACCUAAACAAUUUAAAUACCAAUGCAACACUUAAUCAGGAAUCUGUAGCUUCAUAUCUCAGAUACAAUUUAAGUUCAGCAAAAUUAAUUGAAAAAGAAACGCAUCAAGACCCUACCGUAAUACAGAACUUAGAAGAAAAUAAUUUAGAAGUGAACAUUUUAAACUCUAAAAUGCCAGCAUUCAAUUUCACUGAGAAAAGUGAUAACCAAAUAGAACCUAUCAACUUAUGUGAAGCUGUUUAUUUUAAUAAUGAAGUCAAUAUGGACAAAGAAAAAACAAUUCAAGACAACGUUAAUUAUUUAGCUACUGGAAAUAAUACAGGACAUGUUUCUAAUAAUUCUCCGUCUUAUAAAAACGACGUAUUGUCACGGUAUUUUCAAACUAUCGAAAAUAUCCAAAAUUUAUCUUUAAAUGACUACCCUAAUAUAUUAAAUAGAGAGCAAAGCGGUAAAAAAAUAAAUCAACUCGACGAAAAUCAAAACGAUAAUUGUCCUGUAGUAGAUAUUGCUGAUAAAUCAGGUAACGUAAUUACUGAAGAAGUAAUAUCAAGCCAUUUUCAAACAGUACAAAAAGAUCAAAUAUUGCAAAUGGGUAAAUCAAAAAAUUUGUUCAGUAGCGAAGAAUAUAGUAAAGAAAAAAAGAAUGUUGAGGAAAGACAACAAAAUGAAGAUUCUAAUUUAGUUGCAAACAACACAAGGAUUGAGAAUGGAUGUAAUAUUAUUGAGGUAAAAAACAAUAAUGUAAUCAAUGAGAAUCAAAACAUGGAUACAGAAAAUUCAAAUAAUAGUGAUACUGUUAAAUCUAGUAAAGAUGAUGAAAAAAUAAUAAGUAUUGAAGAUAAUCAAUUAAAAAAUAAUGAAUUACAAAUUGUAGAGGAGAAUGCUGAAAUAAUGCCAAAUGCUGGUAAUGAAAAACGAAAAAUUACUGAAAAUUUUAAAUUACAACGCAGACAUAGUUUUGUACCUAAAGGAAUGUCACCAAUAUUUGAAAACUGCAACAAUAAAAAUAUCUGCUCAUACAAUUUAGAGACAGAUUAUUUUCAAGAUGAUCUUUAUAACAAUUUUGCAAAUGAUGUACUGGACAAUAUAAAAAUAUAUGAAAAUAAAGUUUCAAACAUGAGUGAAGUAACUAAAAAGAUUAACAAAGAUCCGAAUUGUUUAAAAUUUAACACACAAUCUCUUAAGGACGCAAAAGUAUUCGGUCAAGUUGACAGGAAGUUCAUAUGCGCAGAAUUAAAAAGCGAAAAUAUCAAUAUGAAACAUUUGGUAUUAUUUGACCAACAUGCUGUUCACGAAAGAAUUUCACUGGAAGAGAAUUUAUCAGAUUAUAAAGAUGUUGACCAAUGGCAUAGUAUAAAUUGUGAAACAAUCUCAUUGAAGCUUUCUAAAGACGAUGUUCUUUACCUCAACAAUUUUAGAGAUAAAUUUAAACAAUUUGGUCUAGAUUGGAAAAUAGAAAGCGAUUCUUUAAUCACUAUUAAUGCUGUACCCAAAGCUUUAUUUGGAAAAUAUUGUAGACAGGCUGACGUCAUAAUACAAUCUAUUAAAAAGCUAAUCUUAGAAGAAAUUAAAGCAAUAAAAUCUCAAGGAGGUAACACUUUGUUGUAUCCAAAAUCAAUUAUGGACCUUGUGUAUAGUGAGGCUUGUAGAUAUGCAAUAAAAUUUGGAGAAAAACUAUCGAAGAGGGAAUGUGCAACACUCAUCAGUACUCUAUCUAGCUGUAGGACGCCAUUCCAGUGCGCGCACGGCAGGCCAGUGCUCGCUGUGCUGGCGGAUGUGACUACGUAUGACUAUGAGUAUAAGGUGGAUAAGUCUAAAAUCUUAAAAUUUAGAAAUAAAAUGGCAUAA
This is a messenger RNA of Papilio polytes (common Mormon), 4579 nucleotides long. RefSeq lists its product as uncharacterized. The record is from RefSeq and is a predicted model, not a curated record. Bases 17 to 4579 code for a protein of 1520 amino acids. Gene Ontology annotation, biological process: mismatch repair. NCBI's taxonomy places the organism in Eukaryota, Metazoa, Arthropoda, Insecta, Lepidoptera, Papilionidae. The transcript is spliced from 12 exons. Gene Ontology annotation, cellular component: mismatch repair complex. Gene Ontology annotation, molecular function: ATP-dependent DNA damage sensor activity; ATP binding; ATP hydrolysis activity.